AUGGAUGAAGGGAUAGAGGAGGGAACAGAUAAGGAUGUAGAGAGAGAGGAGAAUGGAAAGUUGGUGAAAAGCUGUUUGCUCUGUGUGUGCUAUAGAAGAGGAGUGGCCCCUUACUUAGCAGUUAUCUGUGCUCCUAUCCAGGGGCCGAGGGAGGAAGGCGGAGGGAAAAAAUGAGGGAGGUAGAGAGAGAGAGGAUAGUGUGGAUUAGAGAAAUUGCUAAAGAUGGUAGAGGUUAAUAGGAUGUGUCCCAAAUGGCUUCCUGUUCCCUAUAUAAUGCACUACUACUUGUGCACUCUGGUCCCAGGUCAAAAGUAGUGCAUUAUAAAGGGAAUAGGGUGCCAUUUGGGACACAGCCAUAGAUUAGAGAGGGGGGGGGGGGGAGUGUCUGCCCCCCUAUUUGAAGCCCUUCCGUUCCUUAUCCCUUCCCCCCUCUUUUUCCCAUUUAUCUCUGUGUUGCUUAGGGGCAGAGAGGUACUUGUUGUUGAAAACAGCCCCCCCCCCCCCCCCCCACUCAUAAUCAAACACAGAUACUGAACAUUGUGUCCCACAUGAAAAUCUAUUUUUAUCCUACUUAGAAGUAAUGGAAUACUUAGGAUAGUUGGCCACCAGACAACUUAAUAAGCAAACUAGCAGCAAGCGAUACCAAACAUUAGGCCUGUGGUUUUCUCCUCCCACACAGUGGCAGUGUGCUGGCCAUAUCUCCUCUGUUAACUGUUUGUUAAUGUACUAUUCCCAUCAGCGGAAUACAUUGGGACACAAUUAGUGUUUUGUCCUGCUGGGGCUAAACAUAGCAGGGAGAGGAGAAGAGAACAGUCAUGUUUGUUCUCCUGUGUGUGUGUGUGUGUGUGUGUGUGUGUGUGUUGUUUCUCAACAGAAAUGGAUGAUGGAGUACUACCGGUAUUAUAUCCUCCUCUAUUGUUCUUCCCAGACACUGUUUGCACUCUCCUGUUGGCUGGUGUGAUAAACUGUGUCAUUGAGAGAUGCCAUUUGAGUCCUUGGCGAUGCCAGAUCAGAUAUGUGCCUUUUUUAUGUGUCUCUGCUUAUGUGUGUCUUUGUUGUACGCUGUUGUAUGCAUGUUCUUGCGUUGUCUGUGCGCGUGUGCUGUCGGCGUCGGUGUGUGUGAGACGGGCGGGCAGACUGAGGGAACAGAUCUGUCUUUGUUGAGUGUUUGGGUGGCUCAGCUCUGCCAUGCUGUACCAUCUGAAUGACAGGACGGACACCUCACACAGCACAGCCUGGCUGGCAGACAAAGACACCGUUUUCUUUCUGACUGCGCUGUACUUUUAUCCUCUCUUAUUCGCUCUCUGUCUGUCUGUCUGUCUGUCACUCUCUGUCGCUCUGUCUGUCUGUCGCUCUGUCUGUCUGUCGCUCUGUCUGUCUGUCGCUCUGUCUGUCGCUCUGUCUGUCGCUCUGUCUGUCACUCUGUCUGUCGCUCUGUCUCUGUCGCUCUGUCUGUCUGUCUGUCGCUCUGUCUGUCUGUCUGUCGCUCUGUCUGUCUGUCUGUCGCUCUGUCUGUCUGUCGCUCUGUCUGUCUGUCUGUCGCUCGGUCUGUCUCUCUCUGCCUGUGUGUGUGUCUUGCCCUCUCUCUCUCUCCCCCCCAAAAAAAAUAUAUAUAUGUUGUCUUGUCAGCCGUACCCCCUCCUCUCUAGCCCCUCUUCCCAUCAUCACUAUGACUAAUCCUAAGUCACACACUAAAGAUGCACACUGAAACACAAUGGAGAGAAAAAACACACUCACACAGACGUGCUUUGACACAGGACACACUGGGAGCCCACAGACGUGUGUGUGUGUGUUUUUUUUCCUGUCUGCGUGUGUGUAUCCUGUCCCUGGCUGUGAGCCAGCCUCUGUCUGGGUUACUGGUGACUACUCCAGAGUGGGUUGGCUAUGGCCUAGCCAGGCAGCUUCCUGAGGGGGAGGCUAGUCGCUCCAGCUCUCCACAACACACACACACACACACACACACACACACACACACACACACACACACACACACCACUACUCCUUCGACAGCCACAUGUUGUCCCACUGCCAAACCAGAGCCCCAUAAACACACAUGAAAACAUAUGAAAGGGAUUUGACAGGGUGAGGAGUUGGAGGUGAGGCGGGGGGCGGGGGUAUUCGGAAUGCUGCUGGUAAAUGAAUUAGGCUAGCUAGGAGCCUGGGCUUGUAAACUGGAGCUCCUACCCCUUGCUGCAGUCUAGUUACACCCCUACCCUUCUACCCUGCGUCUGGGAGGUUGAGACUGAAGAAAGAAAGAGAGAGGGUGAAGCUGGGUGGUUUUAAUGGGGCAUUUCUCUCUGCUAUAGAUCCAGUCUGGUUAUUAUAAUGGGUUCAGAGGACUGUGUGUGAUGUGUGUCUUUCUGUCUCUGUGUAUGGCAGGUGAGGAACCUGUGCUACAUGGUGACGCGGCGGGAGAAGAUGAAGGGUUCCCUGUGUGACCUCCAGGAGAAGAUUUUCCACCUGCAGAUCCAGCUGCUGGAGGAGGACCUAGCUGGAGGUGAGUGGAACACACGUGGUCAGAGAGCCCAAACACAAGCUACCAUCAGCUGCAGUGUAGGGCUGUGGUUAAGAGAAACAGACACAGGAUGUACAAGUACAUUACCUUCCCACUACAUACAUACACACAUACAGUAUUACACUGCUGGGACUUCCUUCCUUCCUGUUAUAACCUGAACAAGGGUGAAUUCAGGACAGCAGUAUGUGGCCCUGUUCUAAUACUUUCAAAAUGCACCCUUCUUCUUAUCUCCUUGUUUAAACAUGCAUGUAUCCUUCCCUCCUUGAAGUAAUAUGGGAAUGGGAUGGAACCCUUGGUAAUGAGUUAGGGAAUACUUCAGGUUUCCAUUCCAUUCCCAUAUGACUUCAAGGAAGGAGAGAAGGAUGCAUGUGUAAAGUAUUUGAACAGAGCCCGUUACAGUGUCCCAGUGCUGCAGAGGCAGAUGGGCAGGGCCCUCCCUGUGUUCAGCCCUAAAAGCCCAGUGGAUUCACUCUAAGGACUAGACAGUGGACACAAAGCAAUAUUCUAUCACUGUGGAAGCUGAGAUCAUCCAGACACGGGCUGCGUCCCCAUUGGCACCCCUAUUCCCUACAUAUUGUACUACUUUUGACCAGGGUCCAUAGGACUCUGGUCAAAAGUAGUGCACUACAUAGGGAAUAGGGGUGCCAUUCGGGAUGUAUCCAUGUUAUGUGCUCUGACUAUACUCAGCGUUGGUUGGCUGUCCAUCUGCUGUGUGUGUGGAACAUGGGAAUAGCCCAGUGUUCUGUGUUGGGAGUCCAUCAGCCGUGACGUGUGAGAAGAGAACCCCUCUACUCUCCCUUCAUGACAGGCUAACUGAUGGUUCUUGUGAGCUGGCAGGGGGGAGAGGGAGGGAGGGAGGGAGGGAGAGAGGGAGGGGGAGCGAGAGGGUGGGACAGAGGAAAAGGGUGGUAGCUCCCGAGUGGCGCAGUGGUCUAAGGCACUGCAGCGCAGUGCUAGCUGUGCCACUAGAGAUCCUGGUUCGAAUCCAGGCUCUGUCGUAGCCGGCCGCGACCGGGAGACCCAUGGGGCGGCGCACAAUUGGCCCAGCGUCGUCCAGGGUAGGGGAGGGAAUGGCCGGCAGGGGUGUAGCUCAGUUGGUAGAGCAUGGCGUUUGCAACGCCAGGGUUGUGGGUUCGAUUCCCACGGGGGGCCAGUAUGAAAAAAAUUAAAUGUAUGCAUUCACUAACUGUAAGUCGCUCUGGAUAAGAGCGUCUGCUAAAUGACGUAAAUGUAAAUGUAGGGGGAGAGAGAAGUAGAGGGAGAAAGAGGGAGAAAGAGAGAGAGAAAGAGGGAGAGAAAUGUAGAGAGAGAAAGAGGGAGAGAGAAGUAGAGAGAAAGAAAGGGAUAUGAGAGAGGUCGCCCAGUCAUUAUGAUACCGACAGCCCCAUCUUUCUCCAUCUAAGGGAGCAGGGUGCAGGCAGAGGCCCUGGUUGCGUCCCAAAUGGCAGCCUAUUCCCUUCAUAGUGUGCAACUUUUGACCAGGGCCCAUAGGGCUCUGGUCAAAAUUAGUGCAGUUUAUAGGGGUGCCAUUUGGGAUGCAUCCACUGAAGCAGUGUGUUCUAUCACGGGGCUCUCUGUCCCCUCCCCGGCUCUGUGUGUCGGCCCCUCAUUUCCAUGUGUGAAUAGAUAUGGCUGCUUAGCACCGGGCAGCCAACACAGGCCCCUGAUAGUGCUGAAAAGUGCAGAGUUAGGAGGUCUUACAACACAGCAGCGGGCUUUGGGGGCUCAGGAAUGAUGAACACUGCAAAUUGAGUACCGGCUGGGGAGACUCUCAACUCCCCAGGCUAACACACAAGCACACACAGACAUAGGCACAAGUGGACACAUACACCCUUCCUUUUCCACACAUACACAGAACCCACUCCAACACACACCUGAACUAACAUAGCCUAUUCCUCUUUCAAAUGUUAAUAUGCACAUAAAUUCCCACCCAAACCCCUCCCCUUUUCCAACACACACGCACUUCCUCCCUCUCUAGUUUCUCCCUCUAGAGAGUCCUGGCUAGUUAUUCUGGAUCACAGUGGCUCAUUUCCAAUUCCUUCUGACAGACACACAGGGGAAGCCCUCAGACUCUCUGCCCUAGGCCCUUGACUUGGCCAAGUGUACUAGUGUGUAAAGACUAUCAGGCCUGUGAGUGUGGUUACUAGGGGUCCGGUACUGGGGCCAGAGGGAGGACAUGGACACUGCAGGUUGACUACUACUACACCACAACUACUCACAUAACUGGGGGCUGUAAUGGAGUCAGGGUCAGGGAGAGUCCCAAAUGGCACCCUAUUCCCUAUGGGCCCUGGUCAAAACUAUUGCACUAUAGAGUGAAUAGGGUGCAUAUUUGGAACGCAGAUUUUUAUCUGUCUAGGGAUAGACAUUCUACUCAGGUCUUAAAGGUACCUUCCUACCGGGUUACCUUCCUGUAGACCCAGAGCAGGGCAGAAUAGAUGUGUGUGUGUGUGUGUGUGUGUGGAGAGAGGACUCUGGGCUGAGCUCUCUGUCUUCUAGAGAGAGAGGGCGCAUGGAGUAAAAAGAAUCUCUGGGGUGUCGUGCUAAUGAGCGCAAGUAAGAAGUGGGACACGGUGCAUCACACACAAACACACACACUCAAACACACAUACACUUACACACCAUCUCCUUUACACACACACACACACACACACACACACUGCAGCUGAGUGCUCCCAGAAAGAGAUGAAAUGAACCACACACUUCAAAAAGACUAAUCCCUUGACAGCACUGCACCUCACCGACAACGCCAGAAAAUGUAAAUGAGAGGAGAGAGAGAGGGAAAGACGAGGAGAGAAAACAACUGAUCUGACAACGCAAAUGUCUCUCCAAGUUAGUCUGUUGCAGAAAGGAUGAGUUUUUUUUCUCCCUUCAGCACACAUAUUGACAGAAAUAGCCAACGCAUCACUCAUAAAUAUUACCUUCGGUCCUACACACAUUUAACGGCAGUGUUCAGGCACACACACACACACACAACAGAUUUUUUUAAACAACAUGUACACAUAUGCACACACACACAUCAUGGGUAGCCUCAGUGUGAAACACAACCCUCCGGGAGGACACCGUGAGGUACCACUCAGCCCCCCUCAUGCAUGUCCUGCUCCUCCAUGCUAGGGGAAGCAUGAUGGAGGGAGGCCCUCAGUGCCCCCACAACUCAACUCAGCCUCUAUUAUAACCAGCAUGAGAGGAAGUCUGGCGUGCACACCAACCGCUCCACUGUUGGUCUAAGCAGCUGGAGCGUGUUAAAACAUGUCCCACAACAAUAAGUGCCUCCACAGAGAGAGGGGGGGGAGCCGCCAACCCAACCCAACCGCACGCACAGCUAGUGGGACGUUUUCUCAGCAGGGGGCUCUCCCUCUAUGUUAUGUGUCUCUGUGAGUGUCCAAAUAGAUGUUAGUGCAGAUGUAUAUUUAUUGUAAGUGUGCUUGUUUGUGAGCGUACCUGUGAAUAUUUGUAGUUGUGAGUGUUGGUGAAUUUCCUGUGUCUCACAGUCCCCAAUGACUAUACACAAGAGCUGUGAAUAGAGAUACUGAAGGUUUUGACUGUGAGGGAUUUCUUUGGUCGGAGCGUUUCUGAGAAGUGGGGACGGUUUCUCAGUUUGGUCUGUCAGGUUAUGGGAUGUUUCUCUCAUCACAACGAUUAGUCCAGCUGGUGGGAUAAAAGGUGCCAUUCUGGGGUCAGGUGGCUCAGUUUCUCAGUGUCUGGUUCACUCUGACUGGGAAACUGAACCAGGAUGGAGACAAGGAGCCUCAAGGUACUGCUUAGUACUGGGGCUCAGGAGUCCAAUGACUUCUGAAUGUUUUCCACACGAGAGGCUGUGAAUGACCCCCAAUUCAGUUUACAAUGAAAUCAAACAUUGACUGCUACAGUGAGGGGAAAAAAGUAUUUGAUCCCCUGCUGAUUUUGUACGUUUGCCCACUGACAAAGAAAUGAUCAGUCUAUAAUUUUAAUGGUAGGUUUAUUUGAACAGUGAGAGACAGACUAACAACAAAUAAAUCCAGGAAAACGCAUGUCAAUAAUGUUAUAAAUUGAUUUGCAUUUUAAUGAGGGAAAUAAGUAUUUGACCCCCUCUCAAUCAGAAAGAUUUCUGGCUCCCAGGUGUCUUUUAUACAGGUAACGAGCAGAGAUUAGGAGCACACUCUUAAAGGGAGUUCUCCUAAUCUCAGCUUGUUACCUGUAUAAAAGACACCUGUCCACAGAAGCAAUCAAUCAAUCAGAUUCCAAACUCUCCACCAUGGCCAAGACCAAAGAGCUCUCCAAGGAUGUCAGGGACAAGAUUGUAGACCUACACAAGGCUGGAAUGGGCUACAAGACCAUCGCCAAGCAGCUUGGUGAGAAGGUGACAACAGUUGGUGCGAUUAUUCGCAAAUGGAAGAAACACAAAAGCACUGUCAAUCUCCCUCGGCCUGGGGCUCCAUGCAAGAUCUCACCUCGUGGAGUUGCAAUGAUCAUGAGAACGGUGAGGAAUCAGCCCAGAACUACACAGGAGGAUCUUGUCAAUGAUCUCAAGGCAGCUGGGACCAUAGUCACCAAGAAAACAAUUGGUAACACACUACGCCGUGAAGGACUGAAAUCCUGCAGCGCCCGCAAGGUCCCCCUGCUCAAGAAAGUACAUAUACAGGCCCUUCUGAAGUUUGCCAAUGAACAUCUGAAUGAUUCAGAGGAGAACUGGGUGAAAGUGUUGUGGUCAGAUGAGACCAAAAUCGAGCUCUUUGGCAUCAACUCAACUCGCCGUGUUUGGAGGAGGAGGAAUGCUGCCUAUGACCCCAAGAACACCAUCUCCACCGUCAAACAUGGAGGUGGAAACAUUAUGCUUUGGGGGUGUUUUUCUGCUAAGGGGACAGGACAACUUCACCGCAUCAAAGGGAUGAUGGACGGGGCCAUGUACCGUCAAUUCUUGGGUGAGAACCUCCUUCCCUCAGCCAGGGCAUUGAAAAUGGGUCAUGGAUGGGUAUUCCAGCAUGACAAUUACCCAAAACACACGGCCAAGGCAGCAAAGGAGUGGCUCAAGAAGAAGCACAUUAAGGUCCUGGAGUGGCCUAGCCAGUCUCCAGACCUUAAUCCCAUAGAAAAUCUGUGGAGGGAGCUGAAGGUUCGAAACCUUAAUGACUUGGAGAAGAUCUGCAAAGAGGAGUGGGACAAAAUCCCUCCUGAGAUGUGUGCAAACCUGGUGGCCAACUACAAGAAACAUCUGACCUCUGUGAUUGCCGACAAGGGUUUUGCCACCAAGUAGUAAGUAAUGUUUUGCAGAGGGGUCAAAUACUUAUUUCCCUCAUUAAAAUGCAAAUCAAUUAAAAACAUGCGUUUUUCUGGAUUUUUUUGUUGUUAUUCUGUCUCUCACUGUUCAAAUAAACCUACCAUUAAAAUUAUAUACUGAUCAUGUCUUUGUCAGUGGGCAAACGUACUAAAUCAGCAGGGGAUCAAAUACUUUUUUCCCUCACUGUAUAUAGCCUACUCAGUAUUUGACUGUGUAUACAUUAUGCAACCGUAUUUAACUGCUGCACACCAUAUGUGUUCCAAAUGGCACCCUAUUCCCUAUAUAGUGCAAUACUUUUGACUGCAGCCUUGCACAAUAUAGGGAAUAGGGUGCCAUUUGGGACACACACAGUAUGUCCCCAAGGGUACAGCCAAUCAGUAGAAAAACAGUAGUUGAUCUACUCUCUCAUGAGAGAAAAUAUCCCAGUCUUGCGUCUGCUUCUCCCUGACUUCAUGCAUGGCUUGCUCCACUGCAAUGUUGCUCUAUUUCCUCUGCAGAGAAAACCAUGAAGGGCCAUAAGGGAAGACAGAACGGGGUGAAGGAGAAGGGGAAGGAGCGGCGGAAAAGCAGUCCGGAGAAGAAGAAAGAGAGGUGGAAGUCUGACAACGGCUCCCUCCUCAAACAGCUAGGUAUGUCUGCCACACCACAAAGGGGUUUGUGUAUGCGGUGUGAGUUUCCAGUUGAGUUGAUGACGUAUAUAACACCCACUCCCCCCUGAGUUGCUAUCACAUCUCCCCAGACUUGUCCAGACUCGCACCAUCUAGAUCUGAGUGCCGAUUCACCACCCUUCUUCUGAAGUGUGCUCUUGCAGACUCCCUGUCAUGGAUUUAACAAUGUUGGAAAGCCAAUGCUUACACCAAUCCAAAGCAUUCAAAUCAAUGACUGGGAGUGUGCAAGUGCACACUUUGGGCGAAGUGUGGAGAAUCAGGAUGCAGCCUAGGUCUCCUCUGUGGAUACCAUCUCUGGAGAAUACAUCAGUGUUAGUGCUGAGCGAUUAGUGCUUUUUGAGGUUGUUUCGGUUCGAUUCAUAAAAAAUAAGCACGGUUUUAGGUUUCCAUUAUGUCAGUUGAAUGCUGUAACACAGAAUAAAACAAUUAAUAAAAGUCCCAUGAUGGUAGUGACUGCCCAUUACUGCAUAUCACUUAUUAACCAUCAGUUAUUCACUUUACUUUACUUUAAUAAAAUAUUUCAGUUGGUGUAUAUUGUAUUUUUUUAAAUUGUAUUAUUCCAUUCCAAGUCAUCUCAUCUCUAUAGAGCUGCUGCUUGUGCUGUCUGACAAAAUCACUAUUUCAGUAGUUCUUCAGAGUAAAUAAGGCAUAGUUUUAUGACUGCUGAAUAACAGCUAUCGGUCAUUUAGAUCAUGUAUUUCAGGUAGAGAUACCUUGCGAAGCAACAGCUGCUCUCUGUAUCACCUCACGAUCCUGCAUUCUUCUCUGUUGAGUAGCAGGUGUAAAAGAAACACAGACCGGACAAGUAGAUGCGCAAUGGAUUAUGGUCAUUGUAGUUAAUUACAACAUUUUAUACCCUAAACUAUGUAGAAUAUUAUCCUGUUGGAAACUACAACUCCCUACUACAUCGCACAGUUCAGGCUGGAUCUGAUUUAUCUCUAGGGAAACUGCAAUGUGCGCAUUGAGCUUAGAAGAAAACUGAACUAAAUGGAAUUCAAAUAAUUGAACCGACGUCGGUCAAUUAGUUGUUUAAUAACCGAAAAAUAACCAACAUUUCGGUUAAUCCAAACUCUCCCGAGCUGAUGAUCAUGAUGAAGAUGCUUACAGUAUCAUCAUUCAGGGGGAAAGUCUUUCCACAGUUGCACAUACUCAACUAGAAGCAUCCUUCAACCCCAGUCAAUCUGUAGAACCGUUAACAGGGAGUCGACUAGGAAACGGUUAGCCAAUGUUUAUGUCUGUGGUUAUCCUGUAAUAUUUAACUUUCUGGGUCAAUGCCUUUCUUUAGCAGACAUGACUAACCCGCUGAUGUGACGUGAGUGGCUUGGCCCCUUUAGUGGAGCUGAGGACCAACAUAUGGUCAUGACAGGAGGAGCCUUUAUGACCGGAGCCUUGGUAACAGUACCAAAGAAGAAUCAUGUCCCACAUGUGUCCACAGAGCCUAUGUCUCUAAGAGCUCCCGUAGGACCAGUGCUUCCCAAUGCCGAUCCUUAUACUUCACUUUCAGCUUUUCAUUAUGUUAACCACUCCAAAACCAGUACACAGGUGGACCUAGCGAAGGACUUGCAUGAGGGAACCUAUGUUUGAUUCCUAUUACAUAGGGGAACCUAUUGUUACAUUAUCAGCAGUGCUUCGGUACUGCAAACACACACUUCAGCCUUCAGAUUCGGUUCUACCUGUAGCACAACACACAGUAGGCAGAGCGCUGACCUUUAGGUUAAGGUAAAUAACAAGUUUAACAGUGGCUAGCAGUGGUUUCUUCCUGACUGUCCUUCACAGUUAUAUAAAUGCUACACAGUGUUGUGAUAACAGAACAGUAACAGAGCACUGUGUUUUUUGUGUUUUUUUUCUCUCUGCCUGACUGAUUCAUCAGAUGUUAUCUACUCUGCCUACCUGAUCGUGUGUGUUUUGAGGACAUCUGCUCUCUGUCAGACUGCUCAGUAGUGCUCUGACGACUCACAGGGCUGACUGUGUACUAUGUAGGAUCAGGUUGACAUACACUCCAACUCUACCUUUAAGCAAUUAACCCCAAAUGUGUGUGUGUGUGUUGUUUCUCAACAGAAAUGGAUGAUGGAGUACUACCGGUAUUAUAUCCUCCUCUAUUGUUCUUCCCAGACACUGUUUGCACUCUCCUGUUGGCUGGUGUGAUAAACUGUGUCAUUGAGAGAUGCCAUUUGAGUCCUUGGCGAUGCCAGAUCAGAUAAGGCAGAGAGUUACUGAGAGGAGUCCCAACUAUAGCCAUGGAAACACAUCUGUUUGUCUGGCUUGGUGCAUGUGUACCUUCUCAGGUGGACAUUAAAAACAAUGUCAAUAGUAUUUUCAUGGUAAAAGGGGUAGAGGUUCAACCUUAAAGCCCGGUGGAAUUGUCAUGGUGUGGGUCCAGUAUCCCUGCCCGCCGCCUGUUCUUUCUGAGCGCCAUGGGUGCGUUGUGGUGCGUGCCCCCUGCUAAGGCAGAGCUGCUCUCUUAAAUCCCCAGGCUUUAGUGUGUGACCUUCCUUUAUGGAACAGGAUAACCCAGGGGGUCAGAGGGCAGGGGAAAGCAUUUCCUGAUAAGGCAGCAGGACAGAGGCUGGCAGAGUCUCAAAUUGCACCCUUUUCUCUAUAUAGUGCACUACUUUUUGACCAGAGCCCUAUGGGAAUAGGGUGCCAUUUGGUAUGCAGAUGGAUCCUGGCAUCUGGCCACCGUGAUAAGCCUGUUGUAACGUGACCCCUGGGUGGCAGACAGAGUGGAGUAGAGUACCUCUGAGUGUUAUAGUGGUGAAAUAGACUGGAAGACCUUCUGGGUGUUGAUAUUGAGAGUGCUGGAUAAUAACUCUCUCUCCCCAGACUGAUACUUUGGGCAUCAUUUUAACACUUAAUUUGUGUUUCUGCCUCUAAGUUCUUCAGGCAUCGAGUUUACAGUGCUCUCUCUUUCUGACUCUCACUGCUCACUCCCCUCUCUUUCCCUCUCCCUUUCCCUCGCUCUGUGCGUAUGCAGGGUUGUCAGGGCGACAGUUGGCACCUGAGAACAAUUGGCACACUGUAGCGUGGCCUGCACAAACACAAGUCUGACUCUGCCCCAGCCAGUGCAUUCCUGGCCCUGCCUAGCCUAGCCUAGCUUAGCCUACCUCCCUCCCUGGCCCUACCUAGCCUAGCCUAGCUUAGCCUACCUCCCUCCCUGGCCCUACCUAGCGUAGGUCUAGCCCUGUCUCAGCCAGCGCAUUCCUAGCCCUACUAGGCCUCGCCUAGCCUAGCGUGGGCUGCUACCAUACCGCAGCAGCCUAGGCCCCAGGGCUGCUUUCACCGGGUCCAAGGAGCAGAGCCAGGAGAGGGGAGGAGGAGAGGAGCGGCUGCAGCCAGCAGACAUGCGCAGCAGGGUGGGUUGGAGAUGAGGAGGAGAGGUGGGGCAGAGUGGGUCACGACCAGCCCCCGCCCUCCUUUCUCUCUCUUCCAACUCUGCUCCCUCCCUCCCUUUCUGUUCCCCCCUUCCUCCCCUUCUCUCUGUUCCACCACCCCUCCAUCCCUCCUCUCAUUCCCUCCACACCUCCCUCCUCCCCUCUCUAGUCUCCUGUCUCCAGCAGAGGCGCUGGUGCUGUUGCUGUGUCAUGGAAACUGCUGGCCUGGGUGUGCUGACCCAAUCCCAGCAGCUCCUGCUGACCUCCUGGUGGGCACAGGGCUUUAGGAAGGAGGGGGUGACUGGCUAGAGGAGAGGGGAAGAGAGAGGCAGCAUCCCAAAUGGCUCCCUACUAUCUAUUUAGUGCAGUACUGUGCCAUUUCGGAUGCAGAUUAAGAAUUUCGGAUGGACCCAAUACUUUUUCAAUAGGAGUCAUCCGUUGCCAGUUAAAUGACAACGGGGAUGCAUUGUCCAACAAAAACACACAAACGGUCUGUCUUUUUACAUAUUCAACUCGUCCGACAAUACUUGACUUUAGUUGUACUUUUGACAGACAAAAAAAACGGACAAUGAUAUAGGUCAUGUACGAUUUGAUCCGUGUUCAUGCGUCUGAGUGUGGCGGCCGUAGCCUUAGGGGCUGGGCUAACAGGUGGAUUUAACAGGUGAUGACUUGGUCAGGAAUGUUGAGGGUUGUGUUGGUGUGACCUCUUGGCACCUCUUUGUCCUGUGAAUCUCAUUAUGUGGUCUAUAGGAAUCCGGUACAGUAGAGUAGAUGGUAGUGGGAGGUAAGGUAUACUGACUAUCAUCUCAGUUUGGGGGGAAAGGUAGAUUUUGUUUUCCAAUCUUCUCUCCCUGCCUCCCCACACCCCUACCUCCCUCCCUCCGUGUCUCUGUGCUAAAAUGUUGACAUGCCCAGCAGAGAGCAUCUCUCAAGUUGAUCCUCCCUGCCUCCUCUCCUCCCUCUAUCCCUCCCUCCCUGCCUCCUCUCCUCCCUCUAUCCCUCCCUCCCUGCCUCCCCUUGCCCCUCUCCCUCCUCCUCUAUCCCUCCCUCCCUGCCUCCUCUCCUCCCUCUAUCCCUCCCUCCCUGCCUCCUCUCCUCCCUCUAUCCCUCCCUCCCUGCCUCCUCUCCUCCCUCUAUCCCUCCCUCCCUGCCUCCUCUCCUCCCUCCCUCCCUCCCCCCCUGCCUCCUCUCCGCCCUCUAUCCCUCCCUGCCUCCUCUCCUCCCCUCCCUCCCUCCCUGCCCUGCCCCUCCUCCUCCUCCUCCCUCUAUCCCUCCCUCCCUGCCCUUCCUCCUCUCCUCCCUCUCAUCUCCUCCCUCCCUGCCUCCCUUCUCCCUCCCCCUCUACAUCCCUCCCUCCCUGCCCUCCUCUCCUCCCUCUAAUCCUCCCUCCCUUCCUCCCUCCCUCCUCCCUCCCUCUAUCCCUCCCUCCCUCCCUCCUCCUCCUCUCCUCCCUCCCUCCCUCCCUGCCUCCUCUCCUCCCUCUAUCCUCCCCUGCCUCCUCUCCUCCCUCCCUCCCUCCCACCCUGCCUCCUCUCCUCCCCUCUAUCCCUCUCCCUGCCCCUCUCCUCCCUCCCUCCCUCCCUCCCUCCUCCUCCCUCCCUCUAUCCCUCCCUCUCAUCCCUCCCUCCCUUCCACCUGCUCUCCCUCCUCUCUAUCCCUCCCUCCCUGCCUCCUCUCCUCCCUCUCCCUCUCCUCCCCUCCCUGCCUUCCUCUCCUCCCUCUAUCCCCCUCCCUCCCUGCCUCCUCUCCUCCCUCUAUCCCUCCCUCCCUGCCUCCUCCUCCUCCCUCAUCCCUCCUGCCCUCCCACCCCCUGCCCUCUUCCUCCCUCUCAUCCCUCCCUCCCUCGCCUCCUCUCACUCCCUCUACCCUCCCUCCCCCCCCUCGCCCUCCUCCACUCCUCCCUCUCCUAUCGUCCUGCUCCUAUCCUCCCCCUCCCUUCCCUCCUCUCCUCCCUCCCUCCCCUCCCACCCUGCCCUCCUCCCUCCUCCCUCUCACUCCCUCCCUCAUCCCUUCCUCCUCUCCUCCCUCUAUCCCUCCCUUCCGCCUCUCCUCCCCUCCCUCCCUCCAGUCCUCUGUCCGUGUUCCUUCCUCCUCCUCCCUCUUCACCUCCCUCUCCCCUCCUCUCCUCCCUCCCUCCCUCUCUCCCCUUCCUCCUCCCUCCUCCUCCUCCCUCUCAUCCCUCCCUCCCCCUCCUCCUCUCCUCCCUCUAUCCCUCCCCUCCCUGCUCCUCUCCUCCUCUCCUCCCUCUCCCCCCCUUCCUCCCCCCUCCUCCCCUCUCCCUCCCUGUCCUCCUCUCCUCCCUCUCCCUCCCUCCCCCCUCCUCCUCCUCUCCUCCCUCAUCCCUCCCUCCCUGCCUCCUCUCCUCCCUCCUAUCCCUCCCCUCCGCUGCCAUCCUCCUCCUCCCUCUAUCCCUCCCUCCCUGCCUCCUCCUCCUCCCCUCUAUCCCUCCCCCCUGCCUCCUCUCCUCCCUCUAUCCCUCCCUCCCGCUCCUCUCCUCCCUCCCUCCCUCCACCCUGCCUCCCUCUCCUCCCUCUAUCCUCCCUCCCUUCCUCCUCUCCUCCCUCCCUCCCCUCCCACCCUGCCUCCUCUCCUCCCUCUAUCCCCCUCCCAUCCCUCCAUCCCUCUCCUCCCCUCUCCUCCCUCCCUCCACCCUCCUCCUCUCCUCCCUCUUCCCUCCUCCCUUCCUCCCCCCCCCCCCUCCCUCCCCCCUGCCCCUCUCCUCCCUCUCCUCCCUUCCCCCCCCCCCUAUCCCUCCCUCCAUCCCAACCCUCCCUGCUAUUUCCCCCUCCUCUCCUCCUCCUCCCCCCCUGCCUCCUCUUCCCUUCCUCUCCUACUCGGCCUCUCCUUCCCUCCCUCCGCCUCUCCCUCCUCCCUCCUAGCCUCCCCUUUCCGUCCUUCUUCACUGCUCCCUGCCUCCUCUCCCCCUCUCUCCUCCCUCUCUCCUCCCUACCUUCCUCCCUGCAUUUCCCUGUGCCACUCCUUCCGUGCCUCCUCUCCUCGGUUGUGUUCCUCCCAUACUUCCAUAGGGGCUGUGGUGGAAUUAGCCUUCUUUGUUAAUGACUGUGAUUAAAAAUGCUAUUCUAAGUAGGAUCUUAAUCUCAUUAAACAGUGCAGGCAGGCUGCUAAUACUCUGCUAAUACUCUCUCCACUGCUAAUACUCUCUCCCUAUGCCAGCCAGCGCCUUACUCAUCACCAGACAGAGACACACAUUUAAGGAGGUUAUUGUAGCUCAUUCAAACAACAACACACCUAUAGGGUUUAAGUGUAUUUUCAGCAGGUCUACCUUAAAAAUAGGCUUAUGUAUGUGUGUGCGCGUUCAAGCUCUGUUUGUUGGCAGGUGUGCGUGUAGGUGUGUGAAAUCAUUUGUCAACAGUGGCUCAUGAUAUUUUGGGUUGACAGGACCCAGUGUGUUUCUAGUUUAGGGGCAGGGUUGGGGGAGUGGAGGGUGUUACCCAGGUUGCUGUCCCUGAUGCCGAACAGCAUCUCCCAGACCGUGGGAGAGGGACUUCAUGGGAUUGGAAUAGGGGUAGUGGAUGGAGCUAUAGGGGUGUCCUGAAUGGCACCCUAUCCCUGGCCUAUAUAGUGCACUACUUUGACCAGAACCCUAUGGGCCCUGGUCAAAGUAGUGCACUACAAUAGGGGCUCUCCCUCCUUCCCUCUAUUUUCUGUGAGAAUCGAUGUUCCCGAGCUGCAGAGAGGCUCUGGCAGCCAACUCUGGGCCAUAAUGACAGACAAGGAGGCAUGCAAAUCUCCUAAUUAUAUACACACACAGCAUGCAUUGUCUCCAAAAGCUGCGUUUGACAGUGAAAGUCCCUGGUGGUGGUGGUGACAAAGUACAGACAGACAGACAGACGCAGAACGGGGCUAAUGCAUUGUUUAAACUCACACAGGAAGUGGGUUGAUUGGGUAAGUCCCAAAUGGCACCCUUUUCCCUAUGUACUGCACUACUUUAGACCAGGGCCCAUAGGGCUCUGGUUAAAAGUAGUGCACUAUAUAGGGAAUAGGUUGCCAUUUGGGAUGCACUCAUAUACCGCCUGUUAAAUGGUUUUACAUUCAUUAUUGAUUUAGUGAAGGAAAGUCUGGUCAGGUUUAGCAUCAGCACUUAGACCACAAAGCCCCCAGACUAUACUUUGUCACCCAGUCCUACGCUUUGUCUUCCUAUGUUUUCAAGGUUGUUCCAGACUUCCUCCCAGAAGGCUUUAUGUUUUGGACGGAACAGUUGAUCCUACUAACCUCCCACAGACAUUCAUGAGAUAUAAGAAUAAUCUAUAUAACAAGGGUGUCAAAUUCAAUUCCUGGAGUGCCGUGUGUCUGCAGGUUUUCAGUCCUCACUUGUACUUAAAUGAUCAAUUAAGGUCAAUGAUUAAUUAAGAACUCCCCUUUACCUGGUUGUCUAGGUCUUAAUUGGGCACGAAUUGAAAGGAAAUAACAAAAACUGCAGACACAUGGCCCUCCUAGAAUUGAGUUUGACACCCUUGCUCUAGAGUGUGGUCCUCUCACCUGUCCCCUGUCCAUCUCUCCCCCAGGUUUCCCCAAGACCUUCCCUCUGGACAACUCCCUGUUUGACAGCUGGCUGGCCCAGUCGGUGCAGAUCACGGCUGACGACAUGCUGAGCCAGUGGGCCCUGGACGACGGGCAGCACCGUGACAAGACGGCCAGCCUGCUGUCUGACCAGCUGCUGCAGGGAGAGGAGAGCCUGCUCAGCCUCAUGAUGGACCACUCCAUGAAGUCCACCUGGAAGACCCCUCAGCUGGGCCGCAAGACCCGGGGCAAGCCCAGAGCCCGGGGCCAACACUCCACCACCAACACCGCCGCAGCAACCACCCCGCCUUCUGCCACCGCUGUCAGCCCCCCUGCUGCUGCCACCGCCUCCUCCACAGCCAAGGGGCCUCUGCUGGCAGAUGAGAGGCCAGGCCAUGGGACCCAUAGAGGGGAGAGGUCCCGGAGCUCCAAGGCCCUCCACCACCAUCACCACCACCCCCAGACCAGGAGCACUGAAGUGCCGCUGGACCCGCCGCCGCAGCCACCCACCUCCAAAAUGGACUCCUGUCACAUCUCGGAGGAGCGCGGCCCCUGGGACAGCCUCACUGGUACAGGGGCAGCAUCCGCCCCCACGCCACCUCUGGCCUCCUGCUCCCCCCCACAGCCCUGCAGUAGUCCCGGGACAGUGCCUAAGGGGAGGUCAGGUGCGGGUCCCGGUCACCGCACGGCCCUGCGCCUCCGCCUGCCCCGGCAGGGUAAGUCCCGGGGGAAGGGUGGGGGUGGAGGGGUGAAGGAGAUGGUGGAGCGCCCCCUGGAUAGGGAGAGAGAGAGGGACACCCACCCAGUGAAGGAGACGUCAUCGUCAUCGCUGCUGGACCCCGAGACGGAUGGCUACUUCUCUGACGCCGAGCAGAGCGACUCGGACACGCGCUCCAGCGGCCGCAAGCUCCGCUUGGCCCAGUUGCAUUCUGGGAGCGAGGACCUGCUGAGGAGGAGCGUGCUAGCGUUGUAG
Molecule: messenger RNA, 17302 nt
Organism: Coregonus sp. 'balchen'
Lineage: Eukaryota; Metazoa; Chordata; Actinopteri; Salmoniformes; Salmonidae
Source: the annotation of a GenBank genome assembly